AUGACCCAGCUCUUGGACAAUUUAAACAAGGAGGUGGACCUCAUUGACUCUGCCGGUAGGUCGAGUCUUGACUCGCUUCUAUCGGAGUCCGAAGACAUUCUUGGCCAACUCCGAGAUAUGGAAUCCACACUUGAAAAUGAGCCCGACCUAGAUCAAAGUGCCCUGCUGUUCGCCACAAAGGUCGAUACGGCAACUCUGAAAUGGUACAAAAACUCAAUUACCAACUUGAAGACCUACAAUUCCCAAAUUAACAAGUUCAACAAGAAUAUCGUCAAUAGUCAUAAGUACAGAGUUGACUUGGACAAUGCAUACCCAUUCCCACUAGUCUUGAACUCCUUCCCGGUGAAGGAGGUGACGAAGCAAGAAAGAGAAGAGCUUUCUGAUAGUGAUCCUGCGGCGAUUUUAAAGCUGGACAACAGGCAGCACUUGAUAAAGUCCAUCAUAUUGCAUUUGCUUAAGAUUGGCCAGAGGGACGCAGUAGAGCUGCUUUUAGAAGAAAUUGGUGAGGCUGAACUUGAGUCCAGUCAGCUAGAUAACUUCAGAAAGCUACGGAAGAUGGUGGAGGACAUCAGAGAACGUCAUGACCUCACCGAAGUACUCAAAUGGUUCGAGGAACAGGAAAGUCGCAAGAUCCUGUUGCACAGUGAUGACAUAUCCUUCAAGUUCCAUGUUCUACAGUUUGCCUUGCUUCUAGCAGGACUUACAGAGGACAAGCAGCUGCCUCAAAUCGACUCUGCGUUGGCCGCUUACACGUAUGCCAAACAGCAUUUUCCACGCUACUUCAAAGACUUUCUUAAUGAGAUUGCUCCAAUCAUGACAUUAAUGCUUUUCAAGAGAGUUGAUGAUGACGAUGGCGAGGAUCAAAGCCAUCUCAAGGAGAAUAUCAUUCAGGCAUUCCUACUGUAUGGCUCGAGGAACAAGAGCCACAGUCGGGAGGUUGAAUUCGUCAGCGAGAUACUUAGCUGCUUUGACCUGCUCCAUGACAAUCAUCUGCUCUUUGAAAACUUGUCCAACAAGUUUAUCUCCGAAUUCUGUGCGUCAAUGCAGCUUUCGAGUGAGCUGUCGUUAUUCCAGAGUCUUAUGGCAGGUUUCAUCAACAUCCCCAACUUCUACAAGUAUAAUAACCUUCAGCGCAAGCUCGGACGUGGUAGCCGUCUGGGUGCUGUCAAUGGCGAGAAGGAGGACUCCUCUGUUACCCAGUUAUUCAAGCAGGACCUUCCCUUCCAAUUGCCGGACACCAACCGGUUCUUGUUUAACUAUCACCCCAUUUUCAUUUGUCCAGUGUCCAAGGAGCAAUUGGUGCCACUAAGCACUGUUGCAAAGAUCUCAGAAGAAGACGUGAUGGACCCAAAGAGGAAGUUUACGCUUGUAUCACCCUCGCAGAAAUUGGUACCUAUGAGUAACCCAGUAGUGGUUUUCAAUCAUUGCAGGCAUUUGGCUUUGAAAGACAGUGUGAAACACCUUUCCCGAGGCGGAUCCGAGGUGUUUAAAUGUCACUAUUGCUACAAGAAGCAUAAGCUUCUGGAUGUCAGCGACGCAUACUUCAUAGAUUUGUAA
Messenger RNA from Candidozyma duobushaemuli, 1557 nucleotides. RefSeq names its product ubiquitin-protein ligase. The coding region runs from base 1 to 1557 and encodes 518 amino acids. The record is from RefSeq and is a predicted model, not a curated record. Gene Ontology annotation, molecular function: ubiquitin-protein transferase activity. Gene Ontology annotation, biological process: proteasome-mediated ubiquitin-dependent protein catabolic process. The transcript has a single exon. Gene Ontology annotation, cellular component: nucleus; cytoplasm; GID complex. NCBI's taxonomy places the organism in Eukaryota, Fungi, Ascomycota, Pichiomycetes, Serinales, Metschnikowiaceae.